AUGCGACAUCUUCUUCUUCCGCUCCGUGUGCGUCCGUCGCUCGCAUUCCAGCGCUCGCCCAUUGCAGCGAACAUCGUCUGCGUCUCCUCUCUCUCCUCCCGUGACAACGACAGUGUAAUUCCAUCUGUAGCCUCCAAUCGAUGCAACAACGUGCAGAUAUCUCUCACGCCCGCGGAAGACGCGCUGUUUUCGUUCCUCGAGUACAUCCAGCGUCUGUACACGCCCGAGACGCACCUUCGGGUUGCUGGGGGAUGGGUCCGCGAUAAACUUCGAGGAGCUCCCAGCGCGGACAUUGACAUUGCUCUGACCAACAUCAAAGGAGUGACUUUUGCCCAGUUUAUCCUGAACUUCCAGCGCGCUCGGAAGCUGCAGGUGAGUCCCAUUGGCAUUGUCAAGGCAAAUUCCGAGAAAGCCAAGCACUUGGAGGUCGCAAGUGUGACUGUCCAGGACACGACUGUGGACUUUGUCCAUCUCCGGGCUGAAGCCUAUGCCGAGUCAAGUCGUGUACCCAUGGUCACGUUUGCCUCUCCAGCUGAAGAUGCAUGUCGAAGGGAUUUGACGAUCAAUGCAUUGUUCUAUAACCUCCAUACGCGAGAGGUCGAGGAUUUCACGGGCCAAGGCGUGUCGGAUUUGUUGACGCACCGGAUCAUCAGGACCCCAAAAGAACCGGUGCAGACGUUCCUCGAUGAUCCUCUGCGCGUGUUAAGAGCACUGCGAUUUGCCUGUGCAUUUGGAUUUACUUUGGAUACUGCUCUGGAGAAAGCGGUGAUCGAACAGCGCGAGAUCGUUGCAGCGACGCGACGAAAAGUCAGUCGGGAACGCAUUGGCAUUGAAGUGCGCAAGAUGCUUGCGGGCAAAGAUCCAGCACGUGCGUUUGAUCUAUUGAGAACAUUUGGGCUGCUUGAGCUCGUGUUUAGUGAUGCAGUUGGUACGAUGGACGAAGGAGUUUAUGUAAAUGGUGGGGCGGUAAAACGAGACGACGAGUUCAAGUAUUUGACUCGCAAGUGGACCGAGGCAAUGAAGGAUCGGGCAUCUCAUUACCUUCAUUAUUUGCAGCACAGUCGCUUGGCGCUGGCAAACUGCGAGAUAUCAAACGUCGAGUCCACUGCUGCUAUUUUGACGCCGCUGUUCUUGCCAGAAGUACCCAAAGUUGUCCUGGAUAUUCAUUGGAAGAACGACGUCCUACUUCACGACGAGUUAUGCGGAAUCACCGAGCAAGACAUUGUCGAGAGCUCACUUGAGUUCCUUGGACGCAGAGAAGAGAUUGCGUCGUCAAGUGACUUUGUAGAAAUUGUGGAGAUGCUGAAAGUGCAUGUAAAGUGGCCCAAGCCAGCAGGAAAGCGUGUGGCCUUGAUUAUUGAAGCUGUAGCCACGUAUCCGACACGUGACUUGCCAGUGCCAUCGUCAGGAUUCGAUCACGAAAUCCAGCCAUGCUCUGAAAGUGCAAGACUGAAGCAUCGUGUGCAGCAGUUUAUGUGGAUGACGCAGUAUCACUCCGUGAUUGCGCCUGCACUGACAAUCUUAGCAGCUGAUUGCAGCUAUGAGAAGCAGAAUGGAGGGACCGCGGGUUUCGAAGGUCAGCAACAAGCGGCGCUCAAGUCGUAUCUUGACAUGGCGAAUUCGUACGCCAAGAGUGGCGGUCAAGUAGACAAACCAAGUCCGUGUCGACGGAUUGAUGGCAGAACUGUCCAAGCUCGACUUGGAUUAGGUGCUAAGAAAGCAAUCGCCCACGCUCUGCGGGUCUUACACGUAUGGGAAAAGGUUUAUCCGAACGCAAGUCUGGAAGACGAGCUGGCGUUUCUUGAUCGAUUGGCUCCUCAAUUGUGCGCUUGA
Messenger RNA from Peronospora matthiolae, 1833 nucleotides. The record is from the annotation of a GenBank genome assembly. Lineage: Eukaryota; Oomycota; Peronosporomycetes; Peronosporales; Peronosporaceae.